ACACUGAUCACAGAAAGGUUGGAAGGCGAUGUUACAUCUGAUUUCUAUGCUUUUACUUUCACGUUUUAUCUAUGAGUUUCCUCUGUCGCUUUGCAGUAUUUCUUCAGAAAACAUAGGAGACAGGAAAUACAAAACAAAAACAACACAACUGCAACUGUCUCCCCUCUUAUUUCGAGAGGUUUUCCAACGGCUCUGCGACGUUGUGUUGUUUGGAGGAAUCAACGGCUCCUUUAUCUGGGAAACUUCAUCUGGCGAUGCAAAUGAACGGAGUCACCUGUGUACGUUGAGACUUAAAGACAACAGUAGGUGUUUUUAAGUCAACCCAAGUUUCUUAAAAGUGGACGAAAAAGAUAUUUUGACGCCUGUAUUGAAGGUGUAAUUACUUCACACUUGCAACAUGGCUGCUGCUGGAACGACAGUGAGAAAAGUUUGACACUGACGUGGGAGAAGUUUUAUGUGAAUGCUGGUUGGUACAUGCGUUUUCUGGCAGACCAUAAAGCCGCCGACAGACUCCCCCAGCCUGGCACUGCUCUCCCCGGACCUACAGCCCCAGUGGAUGAACCGUGUGAGACCCCCCUCCUCCUCCUCUGUAGUCGCCGCCGACAGUCACUGCAGUGGUGGACUUUGUGGAGAAACUGUGGUUGCUUCUUCUCCAUCGUAAGCUGCGGUGGCGUCAAGGACCUCUCGUCGGGCUGUAGUGUAAUUGAGCUAAAAUGCAUUUUUCAAUCCCUGAAACGGAGGUUCGUUCGGGAGAAAAUGGAUCAACAUAUGUGGCCUACAACAUCCACGUCAAUGGCGUGCUGCACUGUCGAGUACGCUACAGUCAACUUCUCGGCCUCCAUGAACAGAUAAAGAAAGAAUAUGGCAGCAAUGUGGUGCCCGCAUUUCCUCCAAAGAAGAUCUUCACGCUGACUCCUGCAGAGGUCGAACAGAGACGAGAGCAGCUAGAGAAAUACAUGCAGGCUGUGCGUCAGGAUCCUUUAUUGGGAACCAGUGAAAUGUUCAACAGCUUCUUAAGAAAAGCACAGCAGGAGACACAGCAGAUUCCCACAGAAGAAGUGGCUUUAGACAUCUGCCUGUCCAAUGGUCAGAAGGUCACCGUCAACAUCCUGACCUCAGAUCAGACGGAGGAUGUCCUUGAUGCUGUUGCAGCAAAGCUCGACCUUCCAGACGACCUUGUUGGUUACUUCAGUCUCUUCCUCGUCAGAGAAGGUGUGGACGGAGGUUUAACUUUUGUACGGAAGCUGCAGGAGUUUGAGCUGCCUUAUGUUUCCAUAACCAGCUUGCGGAGCUCUGAAUUUCACAUAAUCCUGCGGAAAAGCUACUGGGACAUGGCAUAUGAUAGUGAUGUCAUGGACAACAGAGUUGGCCUGAAUCUGCUCUACGCCCAGACAGUGUCUGACAUUGAGAGAGGCUGGAUACUUGUCAACAAAGACCAACACAGGCAGCUCAAAUCACUGCAGGAAAAAGGCUCUAAGAAAGAGUUUAUCCACCUAGGUCAGACCCUCAAAUAUUAUGGCUAUAUCAAGUUUGAUCCAUGUAUUACCGACUUCCCCGAGAAGGGCUGCCAAGUCAUUGUCAGCGCGGGCAACAAUGAGCUCAACUUCCACGUCAAGCUGCCCAACGAACAGAUGAAGGAGGGGAGCUUCAAGGUCACGCGCAUGAGGUGCUGGCGAGUCACAUCCUCACAAGUCCCAAUAGCAAACGGCACAACAAAUCCCUGCAGCUCAUCCAAAUGUGAAGUAAAGCUGGAGCUGGCCUUUGAGUAUCUGAUGAGCAAGGACCGUCUGCAGUGGGUCACCAUCACAAGUCAACAGGCUAUCAUGAUGAGUAUCUGCCUCCAGUCGAUGGUGGAUGAAUUAAUGGUGAAGAAGUCCGGUGGAAGCAUAAAAAAGAUGCUGAGAAAACGACACAAUGGCUCCAUCCACCGGUCAGACAGUCAGCAAGCUGUGAAAUCCUCCCCUCUACUGGAAUCUCCUGACCAGAACCGUGAACAAAUUGUCAAACUCUCAACCAAGCUGAGCUCGGUGUCCCUCCGAGGAAUCAGCGCCUCCAACUCGGCCAACGACAUCAGUGGCAAUGAUUUUCACGGAAACUACGCUUUCGAGGGAAUCGGGGACGAUGACCUGUAAGCGCCGACCCUCCUUCCCUCCGCCCCCCCACCCCCCUUCAUUCCGCUCUCAGCAAAUGGGACGACAAAGAUUACAAGCUGAGCUGAGCCGAGCCGAGCGGACCACACAGGCGUCCGAGUCUGCGAGAUUGUAGCUUCUUCCUGGAGAAAUUGCUGCCUUAAGCUCUCACCAUAUUCCUUUCUCAACUCUAAAAGCUUGUGAUUUGUAUUUUGGCUUCAAUCAUUUCAAUUGAAACUCUGUCCCUGUGUUGUCAAACUUGUGGCCACAUACAGUAACAAGCAUGUAAAGCUACAGGUACUCAAAUAGGGGCGCUUUCAGUACAUCAUGGUGUGAAAACUUCUAACUUUAGAUUCAUUACUGUGUCAUCAACAGUAUGAGUGAAGUUCUAUAAUGCAGUUAGAUUCUUGAGGUACAAGUAAAUGAAAUAUAUUUAAACUACAUGAAGAAACCUCCCUCAGUGGCUGCAUGUUCCCUCCCAACUAGAGAGCCAAAUGUUGAGUUUGACCUGGCACUAGUGAUAAACAGCAGAGCUGGAUCUUUAAAGGUCCAGAGUCCAGUGAAUGUGAUAAAAUUGAUCUGAAAACUGUAGACUUUCACAGUAACCGCUAACUUUAUGUAUGAUAAACAUUUGGCUUGGCUUUAAACCAAAAUGUCCUGUUUUUAUACCGUAAGUGAUCCUGUGUGUGUCAUGCUACUCAUGUGCCAAGUCAAUACAUGUCUCAGCAGAUUAUCAGUCAUGUUUUUAGAGGCACAGUCACUCAUACUGCCUUCAGAAAUAGUCUGAUGCCUUAACUCUUACUUUUUUUGCCUCAUGGGCUACCGUAUCACUCAACAAGAUAUUGGCUGAAACUUAAAGUAAGCACGAUUUUCAGCAGGCAUUUCCUAAAUCUUGCAGAACUUGAUGGAAGGUUGAUUGGGCCAAGCUCCUUGCACUUGCUGAAGCCAUCAUUUUGCACAGUAUUACAGAUGGAGGUGAAUGUUUGAGUAGAAGCUUGAGCAUGACUUUUGGACAUUGUGUGGAGCUCUGUAAAUCCAUUUAUGAUUUUUUUUAAGGACCAAUUUUUUAAAGGUUUCUCAUAAAUGCCAAAUUAUAGUUUACUAAAGCAUUUUGCACAAAAUAAACAUAAAAAUUAUGACAAUGUCACUUUUUAUAUUAUGUACAUGCAAUUAAGUAUUCUGAACAUUUACUAAUACUUUAUCAUCAAUAGCUUAUUGUAAUCAAAUAGAUCAAAUGUAAUCUACGCUGUAUAGAACACAGUUUAAAUGGACUAACAUGUAUCAGUGUUUACAUAAUGUGUAGAGGAGUUUUUUAGUUAUAAUGUAAAGUGUUUACAAAUUUUGCAUCUGAUUUUCUUUGUUUUAUUUUGGGGCGAGUGCUGGUGUUGUAGGAGCAUUCCUCCCAGCUUCAGUUCAUUGUAAUUUGGAUGUACGUUGUGCCAAUCAUCUCAGAGGAUUUAGAUAGGGUGCUUUUGAUGAACGGGCUAAUGUGAUCACGAUCUAGUGCUGGAGAACAAAGUUUAUAAUGAGCGAGCAACAAAAUGAACAUAUCUGCUUUUUUUAUAGAUUUGUCAUUCCAUUUUUAUAUCAGUCAGCGUAUUUUUAAACCUCUAUAUGUAAACUGAUGCCAACCUAUCAACAGCUUUACUCUCUCUGGUAGCCAGAACUGUAAACGAAAUGUUCUCAAUAGAAAUGUCGUGUUCUGACAUUGCAAAUCAUUUUUUAAUUUCCUGUUUUAUUCCAUGUAUGUGGAAGCUACAAGGUCCCGGAUGUUCAGAAAUCUGUAGGUGCCAAAUUUAAAGUGCAUUUAUCAUUAGCGUCACCUUUCUAGCAAUUGUCAGACUUCUUGAAGAUUGUAUUGACUUCAUUUAUUGUACCAUGUUUCAUUUUGAGUGGUGAGGUCAGUGACAGCUGUCAUGAUGCUACAAUAAACUCUGAAAUUAGCUAA
Cheilinus undulatus (humphead wrasse) is the source of this 4077-nucleotide messenger RNA. RefSeq names its product sorting nexin 17 (gene snx17). Bases 714 to 2132 code for a protein of 472 amino acids. Lineage: Eukaryota; Metazoa; Chordata; Actinopteri; Labriformes; Labridae. The transcript is spliced from 15 exons. Gene Ontology annotation, cellular component: early endosome. Gene Ontology annotation, biological process: signal transduction; intracellular protein transport. Gene Ontology annotation, molecular function: phosphatidylinositol binding. The record is from RefSeq and is a predicted model, not a curated record.